AUGCGCGUAGUCUUUCGAGGUGGAUUAGAGGAUUAUAUGCUGUCUGAAACACUUCAACUAGACAUAGAAAAGCUCUCAAAGCCAACAGUUGGUGAUUUAAUUCUCUUUAUUGAACAGCACCAUAUUAAGAAUGCUUAUCGGCACUUUUCCAGUAACGGCGAGCUAGAAGGCGGUAUUCUUUGUCUGGUUAACGAGUGUGACUGGGAUCUUCUUGAUCGUGAGAAUGCCACUCUGACUAAUUCUGAUACUAUUCAUUUUAUUACGACUAUGCAUGGUGGCUAA
Molecule: messenger RNA, 282 nt
Organism: Nematocida homosporus
Lineage: Eukaryota; Fungi; Microsporidia
Product: ubiquitin related modifier 1
Exons: 1
Coding region: 1-282 (93 amino acids)
Biological process (GO): tRNA thio-modification; protein urmylation
Cellular component (GO): cytoplasm; nucleus
Molecular function (GO): protein tag activity
Source: RefSeq, a predicted model, not a curated record